AUGUUUGUACAAAUAACUGGUGUGAGACGUCAAGUGUUAAUAUCACUAUGCUUAUACCUUGGACAAUUAACAAUAGGUUACGCGUCCGCGUGGUCGGGGCCUGUGAUACCAAAAUUGCGUAACCUUGAAGAGUCACCACUCCCGUAUUUGCUCACGGAAUCCCAGUUGUCUCUAGUCGCUACUUUCAUUUACUUAGGAUGCAUGAUAGGUCCAUAUAUAAUGGUUUGGUUAUCAAACACAAAAGGAAGGAAGCCAUGUAUGAUAGCUGGUGCUAUAGGAAUAGCUUUAGCUUACGUUGUUUUGGCAACAGCGAACAAUCUGGCUAUGAUAUAUAUUGGUAGAUUCAUGGUGGGCUUCGGUGCGGGCACCAUUAAUAUUGUGAAUCUGGUGUACAUGGGUGAAAUGGCAUCUCCAAACAUAAGAGGUAUUUUACUGACAGUUUAUGGAGUUUUCUUCACAGUGGGAGCUAUAAUAUUGUACUCAACCGGGCCAUUUGUAUCGUAUUAUGGCACGACUUAUAUUGGUAUUUCUCUGAGUUUGGCUCACGCAUUCAGUAUAUUAUGGAUACCAGAGUCGCCCCUUUUCUAUGCACUUCAGGGUAGAGAACAGGAAAUGACAAAAGUAUUAGAAGACCUAGGCAGAUCGCAGGAUGUGGACAAAUUGCUUAAAAAGAAAGAAGAAUUUUCUAACACCAAUACCAAGCGGGAGUGGAUAGAAUUGUUCUCUAUUAGAAGUAAUAGAAAAGCCUUGUUUAUUGUCGGCGUAAUAAACAUUUUGCAGCAUACAAGCGGAGUUUUGGCUGUAGUGUUCUUUUCGGCGGCCAUCUUUGAUAUGGCCGGUUCGUCCAUAGAGUCGCAUUUAGCUAUGAUUAUUAUUGGAUGCUUCCAACUUUUGGGCAGUGUAGUUACACCUUUCUUCAUUGAAGGCACUGGAAGAAAAAGAAUUUUAGCGAUAUCAAGUGCAAUAUGCUCUCUAAGUAUGUUCUUACUUGGAACGUACUUUUACUUGGACCUAAAAGAUAAUCCAAUUGUGGAUAAUAUAAAGUGGUUGCCAGUGGUAGUUCUAAUCAUGUUCUAUAUCGGCUACGAUUCUGGUCUUGGCAUAAUACCAAAUGCUAUAAUCGGAGAGAUGUUCACAAGUAACGUCAGAAGCAAGGGUUCAACUCUAACUAUGACAACGUCGUGGUUCUUUGGGUUCAUGGUUACAACCGCUUUUGGUGCUUUACUGGAAGCUGUUGGAGGACACGUAGCAUUCUGGUUCUUCUCGUGUACAUGCGCGUGCGCAGUUCUUUUUACUAUAUUCUUCGUACCUGAGACAAAAGGAAAAACUUUAUUGGAGAUUCAAGAUGCUUUAUGA
Messenger RNA from Pararge aegeria (speckled wood butterfly), 1356 nucleotides. RefSeq names its product facilitated trehalose transporter Tret1-like. Lineage: Eukaryota; Metazoa; Arthropoda; Insecta; Lepidoptera; Nymphalidae. Gene Ontology annotation, molecular function: transmembrane transporter activity. Gene Ontology annotation, cellular component: membrane. Gene Ontology annotation, biological process: transmembrane transport. The record is from RefSeq and is a predicted model, not a curated record. The coding region runs from base 1 to 1356 and encodes 451 amino acids. The transcript has 7 exons.